AUGCGCAUUGCGCACUCAUGACGCUAACUCUAACUCAUAAUAUCUCCGCUCUUUUCAGAGUCCGCAACCAUUUCUCACUUUUCGCUCCCAUUUUCUCUCUUAACAGAAACACUCACACUCUUCUCCCAAACACCGUUGCGUUCAUGGCUUCCGCCGACGUCGACGCCAAGAGCGGCUUCACGCGGCCGGAGAUGUACAAGGAGAACCUUGCUGGCACCGUCGAAGCCUACGACCGCCACGUGUUUGUCUGCUACAAGAACCACCACUCCUGGCCGGCGCGUCUCGAGGCCUCCAAAGACGAUCCGUUCUUGAAGGGCGUUGGAUCGGCUUUUAAAGCUCGCAAGAAGGAGCUCUCCAAGACGAAGAUCACAGUAUGCGAAUCGCGUGAGGAUGCUGGUUUAUCCGACGGUGACGUGUUGCUUUUCCCGGAGAUGAUUAAAUACAGGAGGUUGAAUGAAUCAAAUGCUGAUAGCUUUUUUGAUGAUGUUCUGCUGGGUGGCAAACCAUGGACUGCUGGUGUGCAGGAUGGGUUGACUGGUUCACAUAUUUUUGUAUGUGCUCAUGGAAGUCGUGAUGUGAGAUGUGGUGUUUGUGGACCAGUUCUCAUCGAGAAGCUUAAUGAGGAAAUUGAACUCCGCGGGCUGAAGGAACAGAUAUCUGUUUUGGCUUGUUCUCAUGUUGGUGGCCACAAGUAUGCUGGGAAUGUAAUUGUUUUCAGUCCAGGGCCAGAUGAGAAAAUCACGGGUCACUGGUAUGGCUAUGUUACUCCUAAUGAUGUGCCUGCACUGUUGGACCAACAUAUUGCAAAGGGAAUGGUCAUACAAAAAUUAUGGAGGGGCCAAAUGGGACCAGCUACUCAAGUUGCAAACGGAGGUGAUACUGACACUGUCAAGCAGAAUAAUGUUGAAAGUAACAAUCUGAGCAGCAACGUAAAUGUAGGUGGUUGUUGCCAGGGUGUUAAUGGGGUUUCUUGCUGCCAAACUGCAAAUUUUGAGCAAAACAAAGGAAUUGAAGAAACCACUGGAGCACAUAAAAAGCAGGGGAGUGAAACAUGUUUGAAAUGGCCUGCCCUGCAGCAGCAUAAUAUUAUUACAGCAGCAGGUGUGCUUGGAGCUCUGGCAGCUAUUGCUGUGGCGUACAGAUUUUACCGAAGAGAGGGUUUAUAACCUUAAGAAAUAACCGUGAGAACCAAUUCCUACACAAGUCAGGUACUGUCUUCCUUUUGUUAAAUGGGGAGAUAGUAAAAUGUAGUCAGAGAUCUAGUAAUGAAUAUUAUAUUUGUUACUUUUUCUACAGAGUUAUGAGUUAUAUCUGUUUGAUUAUGUUGUAUUUGGUACUAAAGCUGUCUGUUUCUAUAUUUGUGUGUGUACACUACUACCAAAAAAUGUAGACACUGAAUCGAACCUUUACUCAUUUUGGAUAAAAGAGCACAUAUACUGUA
Arachis duranensis is the source of this 1441-nucleotide messenger RNA. Its product is annotated as altered inheritance of mitochondria protein 32. The transcript is spliced from 6 exons. The coding region runs from base 18 to 1166 and encodes 382 amino acids. The record is from RefSeq and is a predicted model, not a curated record. Lineage: Eukaryota; Viridiplantae; Streptophyta; Magnoliopsida; Fabales; Fabaceae.